Molecule: messenger RNA, 13595 nt
Organism: Pelodiscus sinensis (Chinese soft-shelled turtle)
Lineage: Eukaryota; Metazoa; Chordata; Testudines; Trionychidae
Source: RefSeq, a predicted model, not a curated record
CCAAUACCAGUUGUCGGUAAUUUCCUCUUCUGACUGCAUGGUACCAAGAUUCCUUGUGGUUUCACAGCUAGGCUGUGCUUCCAGGUUAUCAUGGAUAAAGAAAAUGUACAAGAUCACAUCAAGCAGCUGCAAGAGCAGCGUAUGUCCAUGCAGAAGAAAACCUUCACCAACUGGAUAAACAAUGUUUUCUACAAUAACAAUGUGAACAUUGUGAUAGAAGACAUCUACACUGACUUGAAGGAUGGCAUUUACCUCUUACGAUUGCUGGAGCUGCUCUUUGGAGAAUCACUGCCUAAACCAAAUAGGGGCAAGAUGAGGGUACAUUUUCUGGAGAACAAUAGCAAAGCUAUCAUGUUCCUCAAAUCCAAGCAGGUGCAAGUAAAGGUGAUUGGGCCUGAGAACAUUGUAGAUGGGGACCGAAUUCUAAUCCUAGGAUUAAUCUGGAUCAUUAUCCUCCGGAUCCAGAUUUCUUCCAUCAAACUUGAUAAGGAGGAAUUUGGAGUCCGUGCUGACGUACUGUCUGCGAAUGAAGCCCUGCUAAUCUGGUGUCAGCAUAAGACUGCUAGCUACUCCAAUGUGAGCGUGAAGGACUUCUCCAGAAGCUGGUCUGACGGCCUGGCUUUCAAUGCUCUCAUUCACGUUCACAGACCUGAUCUCAUCCAGUACAGCUCAUUGCUGCGCGAGCAGCCCAUCAGGAACCUGAACAAUGCCUUCAGUGUGGCACAGAGGCACCUGGGGAUCACUAAGCUGCUGGAUGCUGAGGAUGUGGCAGUGCCUCACCCGGACGAGAGAUCCAUCAUGACCUAUGUGUCACUCUAUUACCACUACUUUUCAAGGCUGAAGCAGGACCAGACUUUCCAGAAAAGGCUCUUUAAAAUUCUGCUUUUGCUGAAGGAGAUAGAUGACUUGAAGUGUCAAUAUGAGCAGAUGACCUCCGAGCUGUUGAAAUGGAUUAAACAGAAAGUAAUAGAGUUGGACGAUCGCCACUUUCCCAACUCCAUACAGGACAUGCGGAUGCUCAUGGCCAACUUCAAGACCUACCGCACGGUAGAGAAGCCCCCUAAAUACCAAGAGAGGGGCAUGAUUGAAGCCCACUUCUUCCAGAUCAGAACCAAGCAGAGAGCCAACAACCAAUGGCCAUAUCUGCCCCCGGAAGGCAGGACCCUGCAAGAUGUGGAGAAGCACUGGGUCAUCCUGGAGAAAGCAGAGCACAGCCGGGGAGAAGCACUGCAGCAGGAGAUGAGGAGGCUGGAAAGCGUGGAACAGCUGGCCCAGAGGUUCCUGAAGAAAGCAGCCCUGCGUGAGUCAUACUUGGAGGACAUGAGGAAGGUGAUCAGGAAGCAGGACUUCCAGCCAGAGAGCGUGGAGAAGGUGGAGGCUGCCACUAAGAAACUCAAGGCUGUUGUGGCUGAUGUACUGCCCAGGGAGCAGCGCUUCAGAGCACUGGCUGACAUGGCGGCUCUCAUCGCCCGCGAGAACUAUCAUCACAAGAGCCAGAUCCUGAAGAAGCAAGAGGACAUAGCCCAACAAUGGCAGGAUCUACUGGAUCAGCUCCGGAUACAGGAACACACUCUGGGAGCAAUGCAAGAAAUUCAGGGCCUUCAGAGGGAAAUUGAUACCAUUACAGAGGAACUAAAAGAACUGCAGGUACUAGUGAAGUCUCAGGAUUAUGGAAAGCAGCUCUUGGACGUUGUGGAUUUGCUGCAGAAACACAAUUUGGUUGACUUCCAGCUCUCUUCCUAUGAUGCCAAAAUAAGGUACAUCACCCAGAGGUCAGAAGAGGUCACCAAGGGCAAAGCAAUCAAGUCAGAGGUGCUUCAUGCCAAAGUUCGGAUGCUCCAUCAGCUGUACCGAAACCUUGCAGUUCUCAGCAAAUCCCGACAAUCCCAGCUACAGGAAGCAUUGAAGCUUUUUGAGUUUUACCGUGAUUGUCAGGCAGAAGAGUCAUGGAUCUCUGAAAAAUGGCAGCUAGUGAGGACAGCGACAUUAGGACGAGACCUCAGUCAGAUUAAUGCCUCCAUUCAGAAGCACAAGGCACUAGAAAUUGAGUGUAACUCCCACAAGGCAAUUUGUUCCAAUGUGGUGAAGCAAGGCUGGGAGCUUUGUCAAAGGAACCACUCCAACCAGAGGGAUAUCCAGAUGCAGACAGAUAGCCUCCAGAAGCUGUGGCAACAGCUCGAAGAUGAAGUGGCCUAUCGUAAAAUCCGUCUACAGACAGCUGCUCUAAUCAAACAGUACUUUGCUGACAUUGAUGAAGCAGAGUCAUGGCUACGGGAGCGACUGCCCCUCGUAGCCAGCAAGGAUUAUGGGAAAGAUGAGUCCAGCACAGAAGCCUUGCUACACCGCCACCAGCGAUUGGAGAAGGAGAUCACAGCCUACUGCUUGGAGAUGAGGCGCCUGGAACAACAAGCCCAUGCUGUAGCAAAGCAGGCUCCAUCUGCAGUGAUGUCAGUGCCUAUGGUGAAGAGUCACGCCCAGAGCAGCCUAAACCAGAUGAUCACUAAACUACCAUCAAACCACAACAUGCAGUGGGGAGCCUCUGAAACUGGAUUUUCUAAUCCACCUGAUUCAGACCCUCACUUUGUUCCAGAGACCAUCUGGAGGACCCAGAAAGACAUUAACUUGCUUUAUGAGAACUUGCAGACCAUGGCUGAGCACAGAAAGAAAGGUCUGGAGGAGAUGAUCCAGUUGUACCGCUUCUACAGCUCCUGUGAAGAGUUUCAAUCUUGGAUGGAAGAUAAGGCAAAAAUUUUCCGGACCCUUCAGCCUGAAGCAGACAAUGUGGAGGUCACACAGCAGAAAUAUGAGAGCUUUCUAGUGGAAAUGGCUGCUGGGAAAAUCCAGCUGGGAGAGAUCAAAUGCCUAGCAGAUAAGUUUGUGAAGAGCAGUCCCAGCAAACAGAAUGAGAUCCAAGUCCACAUUAAAGAGAUCAGUAAGAGAUGGGAGCGCCUGGAAGCUUUGAAGGAGGAAAAGGGUUCUGAGCUGAUUGGAGUGGCUGAUGUGAGGAUGUUCCUCCAGAACUGCCAGAGUGCCAGAGGGCUACUACAAGAUAAGCUGGUCCAUCUUAAAGAUUGGGAACCUGGAAAGAUGCCUGCUGUACUGGAGGUAGACCAGCGUAAGCUGUCUGCCUUUGACAGGGAGAUCUUGGUGCUGGAAAGGAAAAUUGAAUACCUGAAGAGUGUGGCCAAAUCGAUUAAGGACACCAACCCCACAGAGAGCAGAGCCAUCACACAGCAAGUGGAGAACAUGGAGAAGCUGCUGGUCAUACUCAAGUCACAGAUGAAAGAGAAGGCGAUGAUGCUGGAGUUGGCACAAGGUCAACAGGCUUUCCUGCAGGACAGCCGCAGACUCCUGCUGUGGGCAGAUGGCAUCAGAGAGAAGCUGGGCAGUGAGGAGAUGGGCAUGGAUGUAGCUUCUGCAGAGCAGUUGCUGAAGGAGCAUCAGGAUCUGCUGAAGGAAAUUCGCACUCAGAAGGAAAGGUUUAUGCAGUUAGAAGAGCUGGGGCAGAAGGUAAUGCAUAGCCAGACCAGCAACAGGAACCAAGAUGUGCACCAGAUCAUGAAGAGGAUUACACAUGAAAGCAGUGAGCUGGAGGAGAUGUGGGCGCAACGGAAGAAGCAGCUCCAAGAUGGCUUGGAACUGCAGAAGUUCAAUAGAGAAGCUGAUCGCAUCAGUGCAACCCUCUCCAGCCAUGAGGCUUUUCUACGUGUAGAUGACCUUGGGGACCAUGUGGAUGCUGUUCACACCCUUCUCAAGCGGCAUGGGGAUUUUGAACAACUGUUAAUGGUGUUGAAGCAACGGACUGAAGCGAUGAAUGAGCAUGGGGAGAAGCUAGUGGAGAACAGGCACUUUGCCGCUUGCAUGAUCGAGGAGAGAAUGAUUGUGUUCUGGAACCGAUGGGAACAGCUGAGGCAGAGCAAUGAACAGAAGAAAGCCAAGCUGCUGGCAUCUCUUCAACUGCAGGAGUUCAACCAUGAUGUUGCUGAGCUGCUGAUAUGGAUGGAAGAGAAGUACAAGAUUGCAUCGGAUGAGUCCUAUCGUGACCCCACAAAUAUCUUGCGCAAACUGAAGUGGCAUGAGGCUGCUGAGAAGGAAAUGAUGGCAAACAAGAAGCACUUUGCAGAGCUGAUCAUGGUUGGAAAUCAGCUGAUUCAGGAUGACCACUAUGCUGCAGAUUCUAUCCGGGAUAAGAUGUCAGAGCUGAAGAAGAAGUGGGAGAAAUUGUACAACAAGAUGAUAGAGCGAGGAGACAAGCUGAGACAGGCUGGACAGCAAGAACAGCUCAUGGAAUUGCUCCAGGAUGCAAAAGAGAAGAUUGAAAAAAUUGAGAAGGUUCUUCGGGAUGCUGAGACAGGUCAUGACCUGCGCUCCAGUCGCGAUCUGCUCAAGCAGCACAGUCAACUGGAGAAGGAGACGGGGGAGCUGGCUGAGAAAAUGAAUUCCAUUGUGUCCCAUGCCAAGAAAAUGGCAACCAAUCACUUUGAUUCCCAGAACAUUCUGGAUGAGACACAGAAAUAUCUGGAAAGGUUUCAGUCUUUGCAGGUGCCUCUUGAUGAGAGGCACCAGCUGCUGCAGGCAGCAGUGGAUCUGUACCAGUUCUACCAUUACUACGACAUGGAGAUGAAUUGGAUCAGUGAACGACUGCUCAUUGCCAACUCCACCAGCUGUGGCAGGUCCUUGGAUAUGGCACAAAGCCUGCUACACAAACACAAGGAAUUACAGGCAGAAGUGAAUGCCCACAAACAGCAAGUUCAGAGGGUAUUGGAGAAGGGUGAGGCUAUGAUUGGGUGCAAGCACUCUGCAUUUCAGAGAAUAAAGGAGAAAUGCCAGGAGCUCAGCACCAGCUGGAUGGAGCUGGAGAAGGCAUGUGAAGAGAGGUUGAAACAGCUGCAGCACUCGGUUGCCUUCCAGCAGUUUUUACUGAAUACCUCAGACCUGGAGACUUGGGUAUCAGAAAAACUUCCAUCUGUGACCAGCAAAGACUAUGGGAAAGAUGAGGCUGCAACCCUGAAACUCAUCAAGAAACACAAGGCACUGGAACAAGAAAUGGAGGUUUACGAAAAUUUGGUGCUUGAACUGGGAACAGUUGCCAAAACUCUUCCUCUCCCCGGCUCCAUAAAGUUUGAUGAGGUUGAUGCCCCACAAGAACAAGUUCAUUCUAAGCUCCGAGAAUUAGUGGAGCUGACCACAGUAAGAGGGAAGAAGCUAGAUGAGACUCUUGGUCUGCAUGAGUAUCUGAGGGAGUAUGAGGACUUGCAGGACUGGAUCAGUCAACAGAGGCAGGUGGCCAGCUCUGAUGAUUAUGGCAGUAAUUAUGAGCAUGUCCUGCAUCUUUGUGCCAAAUAUGAUACCUUCCAGCACCAGAUAGAAAUGGCUGCGAAGAGAGUUGUCGCUUGCCAGCAGCUGGCAGAAACUUUGCUGGACCAUGGACAUUCUGAAUCCAGAGAAAUCCGGCAGAAGCAGAAGGAGCUACGGAACUCCUGGGAAGAGUUGUUGGAAAUAACCAGGUUACGAGGCAAGCGACUGAAGGAUGCUGAGGCAAUUCACAAGAGUCACCAAGACCUGACAGAUGCCCUCACCCACAUUGAGGAGAAAUCCAAGAGCAUCCCUGAUGACAUUGCUAAGGACAUGCGUGGCGUGCAGUCCCAGCUACGCAAACAUGCGGCCCUUGAACAUGAGCUCUUCGGGAAUGAGCAGCAGCUGCAGGAGCUGGUCGAUGCUGCAGAUGACGUGCUGGCCCGGUGUUCUGAGGGACAGGUGGCAGACCUGCAAGCGAAGCAGCAAGCAAUAGUGGAGAACUGGGGAUCCCUGAAGACUAAAGUGGAGCAGCGCAAGGAACAUUUGGAACGGGCCUGCAAGCUUUACCAAUUUCAAGCAGAUGUGUGGGAUUAUUUCUCCUGGACAACAGAGAUGAUGAGGGAAAUGAAGACUAAGGAGACAAUCCGGGAUAUAUCCAAUAGCAGUCUGAGGCUUACCCAACAUCAGCAGCUGUUGGCAGAAAUCGAGGCUCGAGAGGAGACAUACAAUCGGGUGGCACAGCUAGGACAGUUGCUACUGCAGGAUGAGAAAAUAUCAUCAAAAGAGAUCCAGCAAAAGUUGCAGGCUUUAUCGGAAGAAAAGAAUAAUGUGUACCAUCAAUGGGAGCAAAAGAAGGCAUGGUUGGAAAAGAUACACCAAGAACAAAUGUUCUACCGGGAUCAGGAUCAUUUGGAAAAGAUUCUGAUGUCUCAGGAGAUUUAUUUGAAAACCAGUGAUCUGGGAAACUCGGUAGAUGAGGUGGAAAGGCUGAUCAGGAAACAUGAUGCUUUUGAGAAGAUUCUGACCUCGCAGGAUGAAAAGGUGACAGCUCUUCAGGAACAGGCAAAGAGGCUACAAACGGAUAGUGGAUUGGAGGGGAUACAGAUCCAGCACAAACUGAACUCUGUACUUGAGAGGCGGAGUCGGAUCAAAGAUCUGUCUCAGAGUAGACGGGAGAAACUGCAGACCGCGCUCCUUCUCAUGCUCUUCUAUCAGAACCUAGCAGAGGCAGAGGAUUGGAUCAAUGAGCGCAUGCAAAAGUUGGAGGACCCUUCCAUCGGAGACUUCAACAACCUGCAGGACAAAAUGAAGCUGCUGCAGAAACAUCAGGUCUUUGAAGCUGAGAUUCUGGCUAAUGAGGAGAUCAUCACAGCUGUGAACAAGAAAGGGGAAGCCCUUGUGUCACGGAGCCACCCGAAAUCAGGGGAGAUCUGUCGUAGGACCCGUCUGCUGCAGGAGCACUGGGAGACGUUGAAGUGGGCUGUUGCUGCCCAUGGAAAGAAGCUGGAGGACAUUCGGGACUUCCUGGAGUUUCUGCAGAAAGUAAACCAAGUGGAAGCCUGGAUCAGGGAGAAGGAAGUGAUGAUUAAUAUUGGUGAUGUGGGGAAUGACUAUGAACACUGUGUGCAGCUCACGAAAAAGCUGAAUGAGUUCCAUGGAGCAGCAUCAGGGGAGAUGACAGUAGAUGAUGCUCACAUCAAAACUAUCAAUGCCCUAGCCAUGAAACUGGAGAGACAGAACAAGGGAGAGAUGAAGACAGUGUAUCAGCGCCGGAAGCAGCUUAAUGAAAAGUGGACCAGUUUCUAUGGUAACCUGAAUGCAUACAGAAGGAAGCUGGAGGGAGCCCUGGAGAUCCAUGCAUUAAUCAGAGAAAUCGAUGACAUCACAGAGAGAAUUAGUGAGAAGAGUGCAGUGAUACAAGCAUUGGACUAUGGGAAAGAUGUGGAGAGUGUGUCGAACCUGAUGCGAAGACAUGAGGAAAUGGAGAGGGAAAUCAGUGUCAUCAAGUCCAAAAUGGAGGGACUGGAGUUCGAAUCUUUCCGCCUUUGCAAGAGGAAUCCAUCCAUAAAUGACAAACUGAGUACAAAGCAAAGAGAGAUGAAAGAUAACUGGCUACGACUCCAAGGGCAGGCCAAACAAAGGAGGGAAAAGCUGGCAGCUUCCUACCAGCUACAGAAGUUUAACCUGGAUCUGAAAGAGCUCCUAGAUUGGACUCAAAAAAUCAGAGGCUUAAUGGCAGCAGGGGGCCUUCCUAAGAGCCCAGCUGAGGCAGACAGCAUGAUUGAAGAGCAUCACGAGAGAAAGGCAGAGAUUGAAACCCGAAUGGAAAGAUUCAACUCACUCAACAGCUUUGGUCAGAAACUUGCCAAUUCUGGUCACUAUGCAACUCCUGAGAUCCACCAAUCUCUCUCCAGAUUGCAACAAGCCUUAUCUGAACUGAUCCAGGCAUGGCAGGAGCAAUAUGUAAAACUCACUCAGGCCAAGGACUUACAGAAAUUCUUUGGCUAUGUGGAGCAGAACGAGAGCUGGCUCAGUAGCAAAGAGGCCUUCCUGGCCAAUGAGGAUUUAGGGGAUUCUGUGUCUAGUGUGGAGAGCCUGCAGCGGAAACACGUGCAGUUUGAAAAGGCUCUGGAAGCCCAGAUGGAGAAGAUCAAUGUGAUGGCCUCCUAUGCACAGCAACUGAGGCAGAACCAGCAUUACGAUUCGGAGAACAUCUCGAACAAGUGUCAGGCUGUUCUGAGGAGGAAAGACAAACUGCUGGAGAAGGCUCUGGCUCGCAGGCAUGUGCUGGAGGAAUCUAGGCUUUUGCAGAGGUUUCUGCAGAAUUCUUUUGAGGUGGCAGCUUGGAUAAAUGAGAAGAACAGUAUUGCUCUGGAUGAGAGCUGGAAGGACCCGAGCAACCUGCAGACCAAGCUACAGAAACACCAGACUUUCCACGCAGAGAUCAUGGCCAACAGAAAUCGCAUAGACAGCACCAAGGCUGAAGGAGAGAAGAUGUUGCAAGAAGGACAUUACGUUCCUGAGGCCAUUCAGUCCAGGCUGCAAGAAAUGAAAGAGCUCUGGGAUGAACUGCUGCAAAACUGCAAUGAAAAAAGGACCAAACUACAGGAUGCCUACAAGGCCCUGUGCUUCCAGAGGAGUGUGGAGGACAUAGAAAAAUGGCUGGGAGAAGUGGAAAGUGAGCUGAAGGCUCCAGACAAUAGCAGUGACCUGCUGGUUUUAAAUAGUCUCCUGAAGAAACAAGAGGAACUGGAGGAAGAUAUUGCUAGCCAUAGGAAUCGGCUACAAGUACUUGUGGACACAGCCCAGGAAUUCCAGAAAGAGAAGCAUUUCCUUGCAGAUGAGAUACAGGAGAGGGUCAAUCAGGUGGUGCGCAGGUACAAGCACCUAAGUGAGCCACUGCAGGAGAGGCGUGGGAGUUUGGAAGCAAGCAAGCUGCAGUACCAGUUUUUCCAGGAUGUUGAUGAUGAGUUGGCCUGGGUUCAUGAGAAGCUCCCCUUGGCUUCCUCCAAGGACUAUGGCCAGUCCCCAGCAACUGUCCAAAGUUUACAAGAAAAGCAUCAGAACCUGGAGAAUGAGAUUAGCAGCCAUGAUGCUCUUACAAAAGUAGUGAUCAGCACUGGGCAGAAGCUGGUGAGGGGCGGACACUUUGCCUCCCAUGAGAUCAUGGAACGUUUGAAGAAGCUGGGCACUUUGGUAGAAACCUUGAAAGCUGAGGCUCAAGAGAGGAGAAGAAGACUCAUGCAAUCAUAUGAGACCCAUCAAUUUCUCAGUGAGCUUGUGGAAGCAGAAUCCUGGAUGGCAGAGAGAGCGUUCAUCCUGGAGACAUCUGACUGCGGGAAGAAUGAAGAAUCCACCCAGGUGUCACUUCGUAAACUGGAGGCUACCAAGCUAGAUGUGGACGGAUUCAAGCCCCGAAUUGAGAAGCUUCAGGAGACUGGCACCAAACUAAUAAACAGCGACAACCCAGAGAGUUCAACCAUGCUCCUGAAGCUCCAGGCUGUCCUAGAAAACUUCAAGUCUCUGCUACAGAAAACCGAGACCCAGAGGAGAUGCCUGCAGGAACAGUACCAAUUGUACCAGUUUGAGAGAGAGAUCCAGUUAGUGGGUGACUGGCUUUCCAGCAGACAAGCUGUGGCGGAAUCAGAUGACUAUGGGCAAGACUUGGAAGAAGCUGAGAUACUAGAGACAAAGUUUGAAGAUUUUAUAAAGGAGAUGAAACCUCUAGGACAUACUAAGGUGUUCGCAAUAAAUGAAUUUGCAUCCCACCUGGAGAAAGAGUGCCACAGCCAGAUAGGAGAGAUCCAGAAGAGGACCCAUCAGGUCAAUGAUACAUGGGAGAGACUAUGCCAAGCCAUCCAAACAAGGACAGAGAAUUUAAGAGCAGCUUUGCAGGUUCACAAGUAUGACCAUGAUGUGGAUGAGCUAAAAGGGUGGAUGCAGGAGAAAGAGGCAGUGGUGGAUAUAGACGAUUAUGGAUAUGACCUGCCAGGUGUGCAAACCCUCCUAGGCCAGCAUGAAGGAGUGGAGAGAGACCUUGCAGCCAUUGUGAAAGAGCUGGAGCGGAUCCAAAAGGAGGCUCGGCGUCUCAGCCGGCUCUACCCUCAGGCCAGCGAGAACAUAAUGGAGAGACUCACAGAGGUGGAUGAAUGCUGGGAGAAACUGAACAGGAAGUCUCUGGAGAGGAAAGAGAGACUGAGACAGGCAGAACAGAUUCAGGUCUACUUCAAUGACUGCAGGGAGCUGAUGGUUUGGGCCAAUGAGAUGCAUGCACUGGUGAUCUCUGAGGAAAUAGCAAAUGAUGUUCUUGGCGCUGAGCUUCUAAUCAAGCAACAUGAAGAGUAUAAGCGUGAAAUAGAGAAGCAGUGGCUAAAAUACGAAGAUAUGCAGCGGACAGGCAACAACCUGGUGAAGAAUGGACACUUCAUGUCCAUGGAGAUUGAGGAAAAGCUGUCGGAGCUUUCGGAGCUGAUGCAGAAGGUGAGGGAGAGCUGGGAAGUGAGGAAAGAGCUGUAUGAGGAAAACUGGGAGAUCCAAUUACUACGGCGAGAGCUGGAGCAAGCAGAGGCAUGGCUGAAUGCCAAGGAGAGCUUUCUCUCAGAUCGCAGCUAUGGGGAUUCAGUGUCCGAUGUAGAGGAACUGCUAAAGAAACACCAGGACUUUGAAAAGAUACUUGCAGCCCAAGAGGAGAAGUUUGGGCAGCUGAACAGGAAGACAAAGAGGGAAAUGAAGCUACUGAAGCAGAUUGAUACUGAGAAGAAUGAGCAAAAGGAGAGAGGGAAAAUCAUGAGGGUCCCAUCUCUGAGAAGGAAGCCCUCAGACAGAAGGACGCCCUCCUCAAGGCUGAUAGAGAUAAAGAGAACCAGACCACUGCCACCUCUAUCUUCUUCACCCAGCCUCACCUUGAGGGGUCCCCUUGAAACUAUUGUCUCUCCAGUCCAAAAGUCCACAGAAGCAUUCCAGCAAUUUGGGAGCACAGAAAACCCAAAGAUAUUGCCUGGCACCAAUGAAAAAACAAAAACUGCGGAAAGGCUCAGUGAGAUUAACACUCCACCUACCCCAAAACUGAUGGGCCUGCAAGUCACUUCCCUAGGAAGCAACAUCCCUCCUCCCAGUCCAGUAAACAGACAGCCUGCCAGCAGCUUGUUAGAACCCUAUUCCAAAGAUCUCUUAUCACCCCAUGAGAAAAACCUGAGCAGUUGCCUCAUUUCUAACCCAGAAAUAAAAGUUGUGAAGACUCCACCUAGGUCUAGCCAAAGUUCCUUAGAUGAUUCUUCACAUUUACCACAAUCCACUUCCUCUCUUGACAGAUCUGAAAAGGACCCUUUGGCUUCUGUAAGUCAACAGACCAUGGAGGGGUUACUAGAAAAGAGGGACCAGCGCCUUCCAGAAAGGAAGCAGCCAAGGUCAAGGUCUUGGAACACCUAUUAUGUGAAACUCAACAAACAAAAACUUGACUUCUACAUUGAUGAAAAGGAAGCGUCCAAGAACUUAACCACAAUCCCAUCAAUCAGUGUUGCCGGUGCCAACUGUGAGAGGCUGACUAACUAUGCCAGGAAAGAGAACACCUUUAGUUUACGGUUGAUUGAUGGGGCAGAAUACUACUUUGCAGCACCUUCACAGAAGCUGAUGGAGGAAUGGAUAAGGGCAUUUAGAAGUGAUAUAGGCCACAAGCAAGAUCCUAAAGUAGAGGUGCAACCAGUCACCCCAAAUAUCAAAAACCCUGAGACAGGACCUUGGAGCUUCCCAGAUGGAGAGCCUGCUAAAAGACAAACCAGCGGAAGCUUGCUACCCAGGAAAACUCCUUCCUUCAAUGUCAGGCAAGAGAGAGAAGCGGAAAACAUUCCCAAAGAAUCAGAGGAAGACACUCUUGAGAUUAUGAAGAUAUCAACCUCCACCUCUGCCCGGGACCCUGCAAACAUGGGCGCCAAGGCUGAGGAUCAACAUGUGCAGACCAAGAACUUAGUGACACCACUGACCCAGAUGAAGGAAGAUCGGGCGACUGAGGGCAAGAAGGAGAAACACAAGAAAGAUAAGAAUGUCUUUCAAAAGUUUUUUACCAAAAAGUAAGAGCAGCACAUAGGCACUUGCACUCUUCUGUCGUCCGGAUGAGACAGCCUCUCCCCUCAUACCGCCUUAUUGCCAUGGAGUGCAGCUGGACAGUGAGCAAGUGAAAUGUGUACGGGGGAACGGAACACUUAGGCAUUAGGAACAGAAUCAGGACUGUCCCUGUUUUAACAAAUUGAACUUGGGUGGCUCCAUGUACCUGGUUCUACCAGGCCUAAUGCAGUCUGUUGUUGAAAUUGAAUGACUGAUGCUCAUGAAUGUGAAGAAAUAAUAGUUCUGUCUACUGUCUGGUGUGGCAAAUUGUGUCAUGAUGACUAAUGUCUACCAGGGACCAAGAUGAAAUACAACUGAAUUCAUAUCCACUUAUUAUGUAAGCUGCAGAUGGAUCCUAAAUCUCCACUGAGGAAACGCUAGUGCGCCCACCCCCACCCCCAUCCCUGCACUAUGUAGCCACCCAAUGUCUUAUUUUACCUCUAAGUUGUAAAAGAAAGGUGCUGCUGAUGCCCUUUUGUGCAGUUGUGACAGUUGAAAAGCACAGAGCUUGCCAUUAUUGUUGUAAGUAGCAUUCCGUGGAAUCACAGUUCAGAAGUAUAAGAACACAGAAUCACUUCAUGAAAUAACAUCAUUUCUGCAAUACUUUUAGCUGUCACUAUGGAAAGAGAGACAGGAAUAUUUUCUACCAAUAUCAGUCUUUCAGCUGUGGGUAGUAGGGUCCUUGCAGAGCUCCCCAGCAGCUGACAAAACUAUUCUAGCACUGCAGAACCCCGUGGGAUUCAAUUUAGUGUCUACUGCUCCUUCUAUACCCUCAGUUCCAGGAUUCUUUAUUUAUUAUGCAAAUAAUUUCAACAAUAAAAGGGAGAGGGGGCACCAGAUUUGAAUGGAAUAUAAGUAACUGUGAAACUAAAAUGAAUGACCUUCCUAAAAACGAGGUACACUUGUGUGUGCUGUAAGCCAAAUAAUCAUGUAAAAGUAAACAUUUUAGGAACUGUGUUUAGAUGGCAAUUUCUGGGGCUAAUUAAGAGGAGCUGUAUUCAUCCCCUUGCAACAGGCAAAUAAUGUAUAAAAAUGGAAUAUCUUAGGCUAUGUCUACGCAGCAGCGUUGUUUUGGAAUAACUGACAUUAUUCCGAAAUAACAUAGUGUGCAUCUACACUACAAGUCUUUAUUUGAAAUAAUGUCGAGCUGAAAGACUUCUUACUCGGACUCAUGGUAACCCUAAUUUCACAAAGAGUAAGGGAAGUCAAAGGAAGAGUGUUCUUCCUUCCACUUCCUGCUGCGUAGACAGCACCAAAAGCUGAGUUAAGCUAUUUUGACUUUAGCUGCGCAAUUGACGUAGCUGAAGUUGCGCAGCUUAAUUUGACUUUAGCUCUGCUGUAUAGAUAUACCCUUAGGUUUUUAUAUGGUGACCACCACCAUGAGAUGAAAGGGUGCAGAUGGUAAGGAAAUGUCAAUGUUACCUGAUAAAGCAUUACUGCAACUAUAUGCUAAUUCUUGUAAUCUAUCAGUACCCAGGUCCAAAGGCUUCUGUGUGUUUUAAUAAUAAAAUACAGACACAAAACUUGGGUCAAUCUAGCAAAGAAAAUUAAUGGAAAUUCUGUCUUUCUUUAAUUGUUAUUAACUGCAAAAUGUGUUCUAAUGAAACCUUAGAUUUUUUUAAUUGAUUCAUUUUGAAUGUUUUGUUCAGUCACUAGUAUAAAGUUUUCAUCAAAAUAUUUUCCUGCUUUUAUUUAAA